Messenger RNA from Ipomoea nil (Japanese morning glory), 666 nucleotides. RefSeq names its product leucine-rich repeat extensin-like protein 3. NCBI's taxonomy places the organism in Eukaryota, Viridiplantae, Streptophyta, Magnoliopsida, Solanales, Convolvulaceae. The transcript is spliced from 3 exons. The coding region runs from base 1 to 666 and encodes 221 amino acids. The record is from RefSeq and is a predicted model, not a curated record.
AUGGGGGGUGGGUGUAGUGGAUUACUACUGCGUCGUCUACUGCUUCUGUAUUUGCUGGGUUUUGUGCUCAGCCUCAGCCACGUUUUUUCAGGUGAAGCCGCCGUGGCUAAAGACGACCACCGAAUAGCGUGCACAACGUGCUUCCCCUCCCCACCUCCGCCACCGCUGCCGCCGACCGCCCCAGUCUUGCCCAACAGCCCACCGCCGCCCGUUAAUCCGUUCGGGCCCCCGCCGCCUCCGCCUGGAGUGAUUUAUCCACCCCCGUAUUACUACAUUCCACCGUCAAAACGAGAAUGGCGUACUAAUCGAAUAGAAGAAGAAGGCCUCAGCCGCAUUUUUUCAGCUGAAGCCGCCGUAUCCUCCAUCGCCGCCGUGGCUAAAGACGACCACCGAAUAGCGUGCAAAACGUGCAUCUUCCCCUCGCCACCUCCGCCUCCACACCCAGCGCAACCGCUGCCGUCCGCCCCAGCCUUGCCCAACAGCCCACCGCUGCCCGUUAAUCCGUUCUGGGCCCCGCCGCCCCCGCCAGAAGGAAUUUAUCCCAUAAAACCUCCAUAUGACUACUACAUUCUGCCGUCAAAGUCCGUUGUGUUGACAGCAAACAACCACUUAUUGUUUCUUUCUUCCUCCUUUAUGUUUGCCCUUUCUUUCCUCGUUUUUGCAUGA